GAACUGUGUGCGAAGUCGUUGGAUGUAUGCGCUGUGGAGAAUUCGAGGAUGUACCUUCGCUCCAUUCAUUGGGGAGCUGCUUAUUUUGAUUGUGAAACUCUGCUGUGCUCUCUGGAUUUUCACAGAUUAUCACCUUGCUGUAUUGCAGAUCCUCUGAGCGAUGGCGUCAAAACAUCGGCGCGAGCUCGUGAUCUGCCUCCUAUCGUUUCUGUUUCUUCUUGUGAUAUCAAAUUUGAGCCAAAUCACUGCAGAAUCGAGGGAAAGUGGUGGAGAUUCGGGUCUCGAGGAAGUGGUAGACUCCAUCGGGGAGGAAGAGGGGGAGGGCUAUGAAGGAUAUGACGCAACCGAUGGAGAUGAGAAUGUGGACCAUGGGAAUGGUGAGGAUGAAGAGGACGAUGACGAAGAGGAAGAAGACGAGGAAGGAGAAGAUGGGGAGGAUCAGGGCUGGAAGGGGAUUGACGAAACAGAUGUUGUUGUGCUUGGGUCGCACAACUUCACGGCGUUUGUAACGAAGGAACCAUAUGUUAUGGUAGAAUUUUAUGCACCUUGGUGCGGACAUUGUCAGGAAUUGGCACCUGAGUGGGCCGCAGCGGCCACCGCUCUGAAGCGGCGCGUUCCUGUGGCGAAGGUCGACGCAACCGCGCAUCCAGAAAUUAGUGACAAGUUUGGCGUGACUGGUUACCCUACGUUGUUCUUCUUCAUCGAUGGCGUGCCGACGCCUUACUCCGGCGAGCGGGCGAAGGACGCCAUCAUACAACAUGUGAAUAAGAAGAUGAAUGUAACUGUUAUACCACUAACGUCAAAAUCUGAUGUUGAGGCUUUGUUGGAACCUAAGUCGCCAAUCGCAAUUGCAUAUAUUGACAACUUGGAGGGUGCUGAUGUGGAGGAAUUGACAUCUGCAGCAAGGCAGGAAGAAAACGUUAAAUUCUACAUGACUAACGAUGCUGAUGUGGCUGCUAUGCUUGGACUUGGGACUGAAUCCAAACCUGCUUUGGUUCUUUUAAAGAACGUUCCGGAUAAACGUUUAGUCUAUGAGGAUGAUUUCAAAAGGAAACCACUUUACGAAUUUGUGUCGGCAAAUAAACUGCCUCUUGUGAUCUACUACAAAGAAGAAUCAAUCAAGUUAGUCUUUGAGAAUGUCAUCAAAAAUCAAGUCAUUUGCUUUAUUAAUGGUGAGGAGCAUUGGGGUGUUGCUCAAUCAGUUUUCGAGAAAGUUGCAAGAAUGUUCAGAGGGCAGACGUUGUUUAUACGUGCCAAUCUGGCCGACAAGGAAGGGCAGCAAGCUGCUCAAUAUUUUGGCAUUUCGGGGGAAAAUCCUAUCAUAAUAAUGGCAUAUGUGUCGGUUGAGGAAGGUCCCAAGUACUUGUACGAAGGCGAAUUCACUGUUACAGGAGUCAAGGGUUUUGUGGAAGGUUUUCUAGCAAACACUUUGCCACCUUAUUACAAGUCGGAACCAAUCCCUGAACUGAACAAUGAAGAUGUGAAGAUAGCCGUUGGCAAAAACUUCGAGGAGGUAGUUCUUGAUGAAUCUAAGGAUACCCUUCUUGAGCUGUAUGCUCCUGGGUGCAAUUAUUGUCAGGAGUUGGAACCAACAUACAAGAAACUAGCCAAGCGGUUGAGAGACAUUCCCUCUAUUUCAAUUGUGAAGAUGGAUGGGCUAACAAACGAACAUCCUCGUGCAAAGCCCGAUGGCUAUCCGACUAUUCUUUUCUUUCCAGCUGGGAAGAAGAGCUUUGAGCCAAUCACAUUCGAGGGUGACAGAACAGUGAAAGGUUUCUAUCAAUUUAUUAAAAAGAAUGCAGCUAUCCCAUUUACACUGCAAAAAUCUGGUAAGUCCAAAGCUACAAAGAAGUGUGCAGAAAAUAUGAAGGAUGAACUAUGAUUAGACACAUCAACCAGCUUUCUGCAACGGUCAAUGACCAUUCUAAUACACAAUCGAAACAUAGUAGAUUAGCUGGUGUCCAUAUGCAUAGGGUACGACGAACGGAAGCAUGGUUAAAACCACUCGUCUUAAAACGCGUUGAGUUAGACCAAGCAACGGUUAAAAUAACCAAGCAUUUUAGUGUUGUAUUGAUUCUUAGGUAGAGAAUCGCAGUUUAAAUCCGUGACCCAGAACUGGGUCUAGGUUUACGGUUUAGACAGAACUAUAAAUUAAGUCCAACUGGCAUUUGAAGUUGUAAUGUAAGAUGUUUGAUCAGCAACUUUACUUCUGGGUGGUUUUCGUCCUUCCGAUGGUAGAAACUAUUAGAAGACAAAUUCCUCCUGGAUACCUUAUGGAUUCUAGAGUUUAUUCACCUAUUACACAUU
Molecule: messenger RNA, 2307 nt
Organism: Physcomitrium patens
Lineage: Eukaryota; Viridiplantae; Streptophyta; Bryopsida; Funariales; Funariaceae
Product: protein disulfide isomerase-like 1-4
Biological process (GO): response to endoplasmic reticulum stress; protein folding
Cellular component (GO): endoplasmic reticulum
Molecular function (GO): protein disulfide isomerase activity
Source: RefSeq, a predicted model, not a curated record